UAGUAGACUAGUAGUACACAACUACAAAGAUAUAGCUCAGCAAAGCAGUGUAAGUUAAAUCUUUCAUUAUUAUUUAAAAUCAAUGGUGGUGGGUGCUCCUUAAGAUAAAGACUUGACCCUAUUUCACAUCCUUUCAAUUUCUUCCUCUUAUUCAUCUUUCAUUUCUUCCCAUUUUAUUCCUUCUCAUCUUUAGCCAUUUUUGUAGAAGAGAGAAAAAAAAAAAAAUGGGGAAUUGCCAAGCAGUAGAUGCAGCAGCAUUGGUGAUACAACACCCAAGUGGGAAAGUAGAAAGGAUGUAUUGGUCUAUUAGUGCUAAUGAAGUAAUGAAAAUGAACCCUGGUCACUAUGUAUCAUUGAUCAUCCCAAUCCCUCUUUCAGACGACGAAGCCGGUGCCACAGCCGGCAAGAAGAAGACGGUCCGGUAUACUCGAGUUAAGCUGCUCCGACCCACGGAUACUCUUGUCCUGGGUCGAGCUUAUCGACUCGUUACUUCACAAGAGGUUAAGAAAGUGCUGAUGGCAAAAAAGCUGGCAAAAGCUCAGAUGAAUGAAAAGAAGUCAGGAAGUGAAAAGCUACAAACAAGUGAGGGAAAGGAAAGAGAAGAAAAAAGACAAGAAUCUGAGGAAAAUGAUCAGGGAUCAGACCAUGAAAGAAAGAGAUUAACAUCAAGAUCCAUGAAUUCGAGAUCGAAGACAUGGAGGCCAUCGUUACAGAGCAUCUCUGAGGCAACAAAUUAACAUCUAAAGGAGUUGAAAGAGUUCAAUAUGAAGCUAACAUAGCUUUUUCUAUCCUUCAGAAAAAAAUGAUUUUGAAGACUUUCCAGAAAAGGAAGGCACAUUAACAAGCAAAAGGAAAAAGAGAAAAGGGUACACUUGGAGAAAAAGAAUUGAGUAUCAAUCUUUCUCCAAAUCCACUUUUGAUGCACCCAAAUGCCCAAUUUCUAUGUAUAAAUGGCAAAAGAGGAAGAAAAAAGGCUGACUGUAAAUCUGAAAAAGUUGUGUGCACAUGUAAGUGACAAAGUUCUGUAAUCUGUGAUGAAACAAAAUUGUCCUUCAGAAAAAUGAUAACUUGUGCAUUUUACUUCAAAAGAUCAUUCUCUGUUAUAAUAAACUCGGUUAAGAAAUUAUUCCA
This is a messenger RNA of Beta vulgaris subsp. vulgaris (sugar beet), 1131 nucleotides long. RefSeq lists its product as hypothetical. The record is from RefSeq and is a predicted model, not a curated record. The transcript has 3 exons. The coding region runs from base 225 to 737 and encodes 170 amino acids. Lineage: Eukaryota; Viridiplantae; Streptophyta; Magnoliopsida; Caryophyllales; Amaranthaceae.